AUGGACCUUCCCUACGAGCUAUGUCGCGAGAUAAUCUCCUACCUGUCCCCGCGAGACCUACAUAGUCUCAAUGUGCCUAGCCUCCAAAGAUUCCUUGAGAUUUCGCGCGACCCAGUACUCGCCCCGCUGGUCCGCACAUUCAAGUACCCCACCGACGUCGGCAUGAUGAUCGCCGACACCAGUGGGAACCCCCACGGGCACCCGUUCCCACAUGAGCAGAGCAUGUUCUGCUGGGGCAACGACAAAUACAUGGAGGUGGAGCUCGUGCAGGAGGCCUCGGAGGAGGAGCUGCAGCUAGCUCCUGACCAUGAGAGGAUUCUCAAGGAAGCGGUGCGGAACCUGCCUAACCUUGAGGCGUUGAAUCUACAGUUGGGUAUCUUCAACGUGGAUAGGCGGCUGUGGACAUUGGUAACCGAUUCCAUGGAUAUGGAAGCAAUUAAGCAAGAUAAAUAUAAAUGGAGACGUACCAUCUGGGGGGCGCCGCUAACACAAGCGCGAGUGGCGCAAAUGCACCGGCGGUCAUUCGUCACGUCGAGGAUAUACUGGAAGUUCCUUGAGAUUCUAUACUACCCCAGAACACCGGUCAAGAUACUCGAUGUGGAGGGCUCGGGGCUCAUCCAGGCUGGAUACCACGAUAGUUGGCAGACAGAUCUCCAGCAGUUAUUCAAGGACAUCACGACCCUCCGCUUCUGCUUCAAAUCAACAGCACCAGCGGAGUCUGUCAACUCGGAGAGAUGCCGCAUUUACCGGGAGGAACCUUGCCGAGAGAAAUUCUUUGGCUCCUAUAUCCCGCUCCAUCUACAUUUCUUCAGAUGCGUUGAGAGGUUGACGAUCAUAAAUGCCAACCCAGAUCCCGCUACGGAAGACAUACAGCCCCCGAGUUUUGAGUUCCUGAUGCGCAUAUCCUCGGAUAGCGAGCUGGUCGUGCAUACAUUUCACCUAGAGGGCGUGCACAUCAACAGUGUGAACUUACUCAGGCUCUGCAAGUAUUGCCACGCAACUCUGAAGAAUUUCUCGAUGCGCCGCAUCUCUCUGCUUGGUGACUGGAGGAGUGUGGUGAGCGAUCUGAAGAAGGGGGAUGUGAAGCUGCGCUUGGAGACGUUUUACAUGCGGGAUUUGUGGGAGGAGUCGGCGGAGGGGGUGAAGAAGAAACUUCCGGCCGAGGUGGUAAGGAAGUUGGUGCACUAUAUGUUGGGCCCGGAGGACAGUGAACUGGUGCUGGAGUAUUGA
This is a messenger RNA of Morchella importuna, 1230 nucleotides long. RefSeq lists its product as uncharacterized. The transcript has 3 exons. The record is from RefSeq and is a predicted model, not a curated record. The coding region runs from base 1 to 1230 and encodes 409 amino acids. Lineage: Eukaryota; Fungi; Ascomycota; Pezizomycetes; Pezizales; Morchellaceae. Gene Ontology annotation, molecular function: protein binding.